ACGAAAGUUCAGAGUUUUUUCAUCCAAAUUUAUCACUACAUUUAAAUAAAACUGAAACUUUAAUAUCUAGAAAAUUUGAGCAACAAAUACACAAAAACGGCUUUCUAUUAGAAAAAGUACAAAAACUCAUUUUUAGGAUUUAUAACUGACAGCAAACUAUCAUAGGAAAAACACAAAAGCAGAAAUGUCCUGAACUAUGAUUCACGAUGCCGUUCUUGUGAGUCAAACUCUCUUAUUUUAAAGGCAGACUCCAAUAAGCUCAGAUUCACAUUUCAAACAUGUUUUAUAUCACCAUUAUUACUUUGUAAGUUUGUGUCAUUUAGGGCGUGUUCGUGACUGCAGGAAGCUCCUCUGACUCCAUGCACAGAUUGCAGGGGAAGCCACAUGACUUCCUCUGUGGGGGCGGGGCUUCAGAGAAACAGAAACCUUCAGUCCAGUCCGUUUGUUUGGUCCCAGCUGCUGCCUCAGGUCUCAGACGGCUUCAUGAUGAGCGGCUCAGAUGUGCUGCAGAUGUCAGGGGAGGUUCUGGAUGAGCUGGACCUGUACAGACGUGAAUCCACUGCAGAGGGUCGGCAGGGACUGAUCCCAGCUGUCAGGAGGUGCAGGAAGGCUCGACUCGGCGGCUGUGAGCUCUCGGAGACCCACUGGGAGGUGGUGGCCUCGGCUCUGAAGUCCAACCCGUCCCACCUGACAGAACUGGACCUGAGUGACAACAAGCUCCAGGAUCCAUCCGUGAACCUUCUGUGUUCUGGACUGGAGAGUCCGAACUGCAAACUGCAGGUUCUGAGGAUGAAGAACUGCAGUCUGUCAGAGAUCAGCUGGUCGGAUCUGAUCUCAGCUCUGAUGUCAAACCCGUCCCACCUGACAGAACUGGACCUGGGCGCGAACAAGCUUCAGGAUCCAGGAGUUCAGCAUCUGUGUGGUUUUCUGCAGCAUCCGGACCUGAAGCUGCAGACUCUGAGACUGGAUGACUGCAGUCUGUCAGAGAUCAACUGUUCUGCUCUGGUCUUGGCUCUGAUGUGCAACCCGUCCCACCUGACAGAACUGGACCUGAGCUACAACUGGGAUCUGAAGGACUCAGGAGUUCAGCAUCUGUGUGGUUUUCUGUUGAGUCCAGACUGCCGGCUGCAGACUCUGAGGCUGAAGAACUGCAGUGUGUCAGAGAACAGCUGUGCGUCUUUGGGCUCGGCUCUGAUGUCCAACCCGUCACACCUGACAGAACUGGACCUGAGCGGGAACGAUCUCCAGGAUUCAGGACUUCAGCAUCUGUGUGGUUUUCUGCAGCAUGCGGACUGCCGACUGCAGACUCUGAGAUUAAACGCCUGCAGUCUGUCAGAGAUCAGCUGUGGACCUCUGGCCCGCGCUCUGAUGUCCAACCCGUCCCACCUGACAGAACUGGACCUGCGGGGCAACAACAACCUGCAGGACUCAGGAGUUCAGCAUCUGUGUGGUUUUCUGCUGAGUCCAGACUGCCGGCUGCAGACUCUGAGGUUAUGGAGUUGUGGUCUGUCAGAGAUCAGCUGUGCGGCUCUAGUCCAGGCUCUGAAGUCCAACCCGUCCCACCUGACAGAACUGGACCUGAGGUUCAACAAUCUGGAGGAUGCAGAUGUUUGUGAGCUGAAGGAUCUGGUGGAGAGUCCAGACGUCCACCUGCAGACUCUGAGAUGGAAGUGAUUGCAUGGGAUCAACCAUACGGCCUUCUGGGUAUUUAUGUCUCCAAGGCGUGUUGGGGGGGGGCACCACAUCAACACGCCUGCUGGAUCCUAAACAGAACAAUAAACCUCACCUACUGCAGUGGGUGAGGUGCAUCAUGGGAGUUAGUGCUUCAGCUUUUAUAUUGGAGUGAUUGUCAGACUUUAUUGGAAGAAGUUUGUGUUGUUUUGUGUGAUUUCCUUCACUUGUGUUCCUGUGAUCAUGACUGAAUGGAGCUGAAGCUUCAAGAGGCAGCAGGUGGUUUCAGGCUUCAGUUAUUAUACAUCAUUUAGAUCAAUAAUGUAGAAAAGACUGUAUUUAAAAUAAGACUUAUGAUGGUGUUUUAAAGAGUCCAGAAAUGAAGACUUCUGUGCAGCAAAUCCUUCUUUACUUCUGUAUUUCCUGCUUCUCAGAGAUCCUGAUUCUGGUUUUUGAAAGAAUAAAUGUUUUGUCUCCUGA
This is a messenger RNA of Oryzias melastigma (Indian medaka), 2151 nucleotides long. RefSeq names its product NACHT, LRR and PYD domains-containing protein 12. The record is from RefSeq and is a predicted model, not a curated record. Gene Ontology annotation, molecular function: protein binding. The transcript is spliced from 8 exons. Lineage: Eukaryota; Metazoa; Chordata; Actinopteri; Beloniformes; Adrianichthyidae. The coding region runs from base 385 to 1674 and encodes 429 amino acids.